Penicillium brevicompactum is the source of this 588-nucleotide messenger RNA. RefSeq lists its product as uncharacterized. Lineage: Eukaryota; Fungi; Ascomycota; Eurotiomycetes; Eurotiales; Aspergillaceae. Bases 1 to 588 code for a protein of 195 amino acids. The transcript has a single exon. The record is from RefSeq and is a predicted model, not a curated record.
AUGGCUGCACUUGAUGGUGGUAACGUGGUUGCUAUCUCGGACUCCCAACUGGGUGUUGUAUGGUAUCUUAAUGCUCAGUCUGGCAAAUACAGCGUGCUACACCGACAUGAGACCAUGAAAGCAAAAUUCGACCUCAGAAUCUUAAUUAGGACCAAUGGAUCAAGAGUACUGCACAAUCAAAUGUGCUACAGUAAUACUCCGAAGCAGAUCUUCUGUCGCGUUCAGAUCGAUACACGUACUGGUCAAGCUAUGGGGCCUUAUGAAAUCAUCAGCCGCUACACACUCGCUGAUGACUUUGCUGUUGAUCCACCGGGGAUCGGAUAUCUGGCCAGUACUAUAAGCAACGAGAUCAUCAGGGUUCCUCCUGGUGGAUCUCAUGAGGUUGUUGCAGGCUUGAAAGAUUCUCGAAUUUGGAUGACCCCUACCUCGGCAGCCUUUGGAAGGACAAAAAAUGAUCGCAAUAUCCUUUAUGUUACUACCGGAGGCGAAACUGAUCUCCCGGUUAAUAACACCGCGUCCUUGGGCGGAAAGAUUAUGGCAGUUCCCAUUGAACGCCAGGUGUCAAUACCAAACUGCUGCACUACAUAG